Mizuhopecten yessoensis (Yesso scallop) is the source of this 3906-nucleotide messenger RNA. RefSeq lists its product as uncharacterized. The coding region runs from base 124 to 2163 and encodes 679 amino acids. The record is from RefSeq and is a predicted model, not a curated record. Lineage: Eukaryota; Metazoa; Mollusca; Bivalvia; Pectinida; Pectinidae. The transcript has 2 exons.
AGACCAGGGAAAUUCCUUUGAUGACGUGUCUGGCGUGGCGAAGAAGAUGGGUAUGCAGUCACUACGUUCUGUAUUUGUUAAGAACAUCCAUCACCGAGGACUGGCGAUACAAAGAUCACACUGAUGGCGACUAUGAUGAACCCAAGAGACCCAGGAGAGAGUCAGAGACUGUCUGUGCUUUUGUCAAGGUAUAUAGACAGGAAAGUUGGCGCAGAGGAGGGUGUUGGUUGCAGGAUGAAAGCACAGCUCUUACAUGAAAGUGUACACAAUGCUGGUUGUGGUAACGUAGAGGUGUUUCGUGUUGGAUUUGAUGGGACGAGUACGGACGUAUCUUCAGACACUGAUGUCAUGUUUGUGGACAAACUGGUUGUGGUUUUAUUACCAGGACAAAGUAUUCCUGUAGACAGUAUGCACAAGACUGUCCUUUACAUUAAAGAUACUGACUGCCCACCUGGGUACAGGUUCUUACAGCUGGGUCACCUGGGAGAAAAUUACAAUGGCUGGUUAACCAAAUCACUUGUUUCUGUUGGAGACACAAAGUUUGUAGGCAGUGAGAUGUAUAGAAGCCAAACUGUAGAUAUUGUAAAGGGUUACACGACAAGAAUGGAGGCUAUAUCGAAACAAUCAGUAUCCCCCCUUGCAGCUACAGCCAGGUCUUUGGAUGUGAUUGUUUGUCUAAAGUGGGAUAGCUGGCCUUGGGAGGCCUAUGAAUGGACAACUCGUACUCGUUUGUAUGGGUGGCCUUCUAGAAAACUGGUGGACAGGAUUAUGCACGAUGGUUGUGAGCUUUUGCCAAUUGGAGACAAUAAUUCCGUGGAUCCGUUUUUGCUGUGGAAGAUAUCCUUUGCAGCAGCAGAGAGAAGUCUAGUUCACUCACUAACUAACAUUCAAUGGAAAGUAUAUCUUCUGCUAAAAUAUCUCUUGCAACAAAUCAAACAGACAUUGAACGAAAUUAUGGGAAAUGAUGAUAUACUGAACUCCUAUUUCAUGAAAACUGCUAUAUUUUUUGCAGUUGAAAACUCUCAUCAAAGCUUUUGGCAAGAACAGAAUUUGUUUUUCUGUUUUUGGUUUUGCUACAACAUAUUGUUAUCUUGGGUAAAUUCGGGCUACUGCCCAAAUUUCUUCGUUCAAGCCAAAAACAUGUUUAGUCGACCGGUUCAUGUACAAAAUCAGGCGAAGUUAUUUCAAAUUCUAAACGAAUUUCACCAGAGAAAAUGGAUGUGUCUGUCCGUUGUGAAAUUCUUUGGGCCAUCCAUCUUAGAACAAUUAUCAAUUGACAGGGUACAACAUGAUUUGUUACGCCCUCAAACAUCAGAAAGCAUUGAAUGGCAGCAUGAUGUAGGCAUAAUGGAAUGUUUGAAAAUGGAUGCCACGAUAAAUAGCACUUCAAAAACAGGGAUGCAGAUGUGUAAGGCAGUGGAUUUACUUCUUAAGUCGCAGUCAGAGGACGAUGAAUGUUUUGCCUACCACAAGACAUGCGUUACACUCUCCACAAUGGCAAUGGAAAUGUAUCCAGAUUGCAUGGUUGCUACUGGCAACAAGGCCAAAUACAAAAGUCUGAAAAAAUGUAAGUACUUGCUUUUACCAAGAGCUUCUAUUGGCACAGAUCUCUUGUAUCUGGCAACUUUUCACUUCCAUUCAGGAUCCUACAGAAAAGCACUAGAGAUUUGUAGACAGGCAAUGCCAAAUUGUUAUUUUGACAUAUCUGCACUCAAUCAAAGACAAGCAACAAGAUACCUACGUGAAUUCUGUGGUAAAGGAUUUAAUUUGUACCACAAACUGAGGAUGACAUAUACACCGGAACUUAAAUUAGAAGAACAGUUCUGCCUUCCACACUUUCACCUAGAGAUUUCAAAAUGCCCUAUUGGCAUGCCUUUACCUCCGCUACCAUAUGCUGUCUUCCUGUCCUUCCUGUGUUACCACGAGCUCAAGGACACAGGAGGACGUGAUGCAGCAUUACGUGACAUGAUAGUAGUCAAGUACGAUGAGCAGCAAGGAGGACACGGACACUGGAUAGUGCACACUCUUCUCGGAAUAUGUUAUCAAACGGUAGGAGACAAUCGCAGAGCUAUUAAGGCUUUCAUGGACUCCAUCAGUUCACCUGCAGUUUUACAAGAGUAUAACCCCGCCAAAGAGAGGCUAGAUGCCAUACAAAGGUCUUGACUCUGGGAAGAGCUCAAAGAGAAAACAUGACUGUUUCUAGUGGUGCAAGAGAUUAAGCGCUUCGAUCAAAUAAAUCUUACUCGUGAAAACGUGUAUUCAAUUUAAUUGAUGUAUCGGAAACUGACUUGAUGCUUAAAUCAGGAAUGCAUUAAUGUCAAUGUUUAGUACCGGGACCUGUAUUCAUGAAACCAUGCUGAUGCUCCAACACUUGUUCUGUUCUUUAGCUCAAUCCCUUGUUAAAGUAAUGUACUUUUCAAGUUUAAUAUUAAAAAACCCUAAAAAUUGAAAGAACUUUUUGGAAUACUUGAAAUAUAAUUUUCAAUGUUCAGGUUAAAUUUUCGACCAGAUCGCAUGCUUUCAGGGGGUACAAGAAAACAUGUUGGAACACAUAAGAAUGAGAAAUGGUUCAGAAAUAAGGCCAUGAAUGUGGUAGUAGCAAUCCUAGAGUAGACAUAAGAGUGAGGUACGAUAUGUGAGUGAAGAAAGCUCUUUUAUAAACAUGCCUUUGUGUAGCAUGUUUGAUGGGGCUGUGCUGUUUUGAACGUAAUUGUCGAUCGAUUUUCAGAUUGAUUUGUAUUUGUUCAAAUAAAACACAGUCACCAUUAUAAUGUCAUGUCCUUUUUAAAGAUAAUGGUUAUGACCUAGUCAUGGAUCCCAAUAUCACCCACCCAUCGUACCGAUCGGAAUAAUAAGAUAGCCACCAGGUAGCCGUCUAGAAUUCGACAGUUCAGAUUUGUUAUCACUUAUUUGCAGGAGGCACUGGACUCAUCUUUCUCAAAUCGUAUUACACAAUUAUGUUUCUUUAGGUCAUUAGUUGGGCAUAUUUCAUUUUGAGACUAACUUGCAGAAUAAGAUAGCCACUUUGCACCCACAUUGGAUUUUCAUCCUCAUGUAGGUUCCACUUUAUCCUCAGAUUUAGUUUUCAUUUUUUUUAUUAGACAGAUUUGGACGAAAAAGAUGGCUGCAAGAGGGCUAUAUUGGAUUUUGAUUGAUGUCGCUAUUUUCCAGGAAGCACUAGACAGAUCUUUCUCUGAUUAAAUUUCAUGUAGAGGUUCCGGUUUAUAUUCUUAGAUGGACAUGUGCAUGUUUGAUUGUUUUGAUAAUGGUAAGAAUAUGGCAACCACGCAGUCAUCAGGGGUUUAAGCAGUUAAAGCUUGUUACAGAUAUUUUUCAAGACCAACUGAACGGAUCUUUCCCCAAUUUCGUAAGCUAUUCCCUUAUGAGUGGGAACUCGUACUCAACGAUUUUAUGUAACCACGAACUAGUUUGUCAAGAAACCACGAAUUGGGACCCCGUGAAAAUAUCUUAUUUCACAAUAUUUAUUUUCAAUAUCAGCAAUCCUUGAUAUGAAGCAAUACAUCAUCAGAAAUAACACAUGAUGACGUAACGAUGACGUACGUGAAAUGGAACAGAAUUUCAUUUUUUGCCAAAUUAUGAAUGUUGUAUGUCCUUUGUUUUCUCAAGAAGUUCUUCGAAUAUCUUUUUAACAAAGAAAAGGUUUUUUUAUCAGAAAUAAAGGGCAUAUUUGUCUCGGCUCAAGAUAAUUGAGUCUGAGUGUCUAUGUCUUUUAGAUACCUAGUUAGAAAAGUAAUAUGAAUAGACAUGCAUUUUCUCUUACUUUCCACCUCCCACUUUGACUUGUUUUCAAUUCACUUAAUAUCAAUGAAAUGUGUUGUAUGUCAUCUUUUCCUCAAAAUGCCCCUGUAAUAUCUUAUAAACAGAAAUAAAUGACUCAUUUUUCUC